AUGUUGGUGCGGGUCAGUAAGUUUCGCCGCCUUACCACGGAGAACCGCGAAGGAAUUACCAAUGUCUACAUCCGAGGCUUCCUCCCAGAUAUUACCGACGAAAUGCUUCAUGCCUAUGCCGUUCGAUUUAGAAAUAUCGAGCGUUGCAAGGCCAUUGUCGACCUGGACACAAGUCUUUGCAAAGGGUAUCUGAGACCCGUCAGCCCAUUGCUGCAUUAUGCGGACCCUUCUUCUCACUUUUCUGAGAUGAGGAUCUGCACGAUGCCUUCUGGUUGUCUGCAUGGCGCUGAUAAAUUAGAGGGCUAUGGUCUGAAAAAUCAGUCAAUUCCCUACUAG
Molecule: messenger RNA, 336 nt
Organism: Penicillium manginii
Lineage: Eukaryota; Fungi; Ascomycota; Eurotiomycetes; Eurotiales; Aspergillaceae
Product: Nucleotide-binding alpha-beta plait
Exons: 1
Coding region: 1-336 (111 amino acids)
Molecular function (GO): nucleic acid binding
Source: RefSeq, a predicted model, not a curated record